AUGGCUGAGCAGCUGGUCCUUCGCGGUACCCUCGAGGGUCACAAUGGCUGGGUUACUUCCCUGGCUACCUCUUUGGAGAACCCCAACAUGCUGCUCUCUGGCAGUCGCGACAAGACCCUGAUCAUCUGGAACCUUACCCGCGACGAGCAGGCCUACGGUUACCCCAAGCGCAGCCUCGAGGGUCACUCUCACAUCGUCUCUGACUGUGUGAUCUCCUCCGACGGUGCCUACGCUCUGUCUGCCUCCUGGGACAAGUCUCUCCGCCUCUGGGAGCUCGCUACCGGCGAGACCACCCGUACCUUCGUUGGCCACACCAACGACGUCCUCUCCGUCUCCUUCUCCGCCGACAACCGCCAGAUUGUCUCCGCUUCUCGUGACCGCAGCAUCAAGCUCUGGAACACCCUCGGUGACUGCAAGUUCACCAUCACCGACAAGGGCCACACCGACUGGGUCUCCUGCGUCCGCUUCAGCCCCAACCCCCAGAACCCUGUCAUCGUCUCCGCUGGUUGGGACAAGCUCGUCAAGGUUUGGGAGCUCGCCUCCUGCCGCCUCCAGACCGACCACAUCGGUCACACCGGCUACAUCAACACCGUCACCAUCUCCCCCGAUGGAUCCCUCUGCGCCUCCGGUGGCAAGGACGGUACCACCAUGCUCUGGGAUCUCAACGAGUCCAAGCACCUCUACUCUCUCCACGCUGGCGAUGAGAUCCACGCUCUCGUCUUCUCCCCCAACCGCUACUGGCUCUGCGCUGCCACCGCCAGCAGCAUCACCAUCUUCGACCUCGAGAAGAAGAGCAAGGUUGAUGAGCUCAAGCCCGAGUACAUCGAGAAGGGCAAGAAGAGCCGCGAGCCCGAGUGUGUCAGCUUGGCCUGGAGCGCUGACGGCCAGACUCUCUUCGCUGGUUACACUGACAACAAGAUCCGUGCCUGGGGUGUCAUGUCGAGGGCAUAA
Molecule: messenger RNA, 951 nt
Organism: Aspergillus oryzae RIB40
Lineage: Eukaryota; Fungi; Ascomycota; Eurotiomycetes; Eurotiales; Aspergillaceae
Gene: cpcB
Product: 40S ribosomal protein RACK1
Exons: 4
Coding region: 1-951 (316 amino acids)
Biological process (GO): positive regulation of protein phosphorylation; rescue of stalled cytosolic ribosome
Cellular component (GO): cytosol; nucleus
Molecular function (GO): ribosome binding; protein kinase C binding; translation regulator activity
Source: RefSeq, a predicted model, not a curated record